AUGUCUGCACCCAAGUUGUUGUUUCUACAUGGAUUCCUUCAAAAUGCCAAAGUGUUCUCUGAAAAAUCGUCUGGUAUCAGAAAGCUGCUGAAAAAAGCCAAUGUCCAGUGCGACUACAUUGAUGGCCCCACGACUUUGGAGAAGAAAGACCUGCCCUUUGAACUAGAUGACGAAAAAUGGCAGGCAACAGUGGACGCGCAGCUGAACAAGUCGUGGUUCUACCAUUCAGAGAUCUCGAAGGAAUUGGACCUGACGCAGGCGAUCCAGGCUGUCUCAGACCACAUCAAAUCCGAGGGACCCUAUGACGGUAUUGUCGGCUUUUCCCAGGGUGCAGCUGUGGCCGCAAUCGUUACAAACAAAAUCACAGAACUUGUGCCCGACCACCCACCUUUCAAAGUGAGUCUGAUAUUUUCUGGCUACUCGUUCACCGAACCUGACCCCCAAAACGAGGGCCAGCUCCGCAUCACCGAAAAGUACCAAGACAGCUUCACCCCUGCACCAAACAGCCCCACAAAGGUGCUAUUUGUGUGGGGUGCCAGCGACAUGGCCGUUCCAGCCACUAGAUCCAAGUUCUUGUACAACAUCUACACAGAAGGAAAAGAGUCCACAGACCUUGUAAAGAGCUACGAGCACCCAGGUGGACAUAUGGUGCCUAACAAGAAGGACAUUUUGAGACCCAUCGUGGACGAGAUCUCUGCCGCUCUAGAGACUUAA
This is a messenger RNA of Lachancea meyersii CBS 8951, 714 nucleotides long. The record is from the annotation of a GenBank genome assembly. Lineage: Eukaryota; Fungi; Ascomycota; Saccharomycetes; Saccharomycetales; Saccharomycetaceae.